Molecule: messenger RNA, 450 nt
Organism: Psilocybe cubensis
Lineage: Eukaryota; Fungi; Basidiomycota; Agaricomycetes; Agaricales; Agrocybaceae
Exons: 3
Coding region: 1-450 (149 amino acids)
Source: RefSeq, a predicted model, not a curated record
AUGGGCAGCAUCGCGCUCGCAAUUUACCCAGAGGAGCGCAAGAAGGUUGCACUUGAUACCUCGAAAGCCGUCGAGAUAUUUGCAUGGGGUUAUAAGAAGGGCGCCAUACACAUGGGGAUAUCAGCUGCUGUAGCUGGUUUCGCAGCCUUGGCCGCAGCGUUCCAGACGCCGCCUACCGGACUGCCAUUCUCACCCCGCAACUACCUCCUCCUUCUUGCACCUCUUCAUCUCGCCAAUGGAGUGCACACUUUGUUGUUUAUGCUCCCCACCAACCUCCGUCUUCUUGCCCUCCGAGAGAAGGCCACAAAGAAAGACUCGUCCCUUACCCUUUCGGACGAACAAGAGGUCGAAACGCUACUACGAAAGUGGAAACGUCUCCACUACGUUCGAUUAACUCUGGGUGCUGUAGGCUGGGUUGCGACCCUGGCCGUCUAUAUGGCAACUCUGUAG